Messenger RNA from Micropterus salmoides (largemouth bass), 3900 nucleotides. RefSeq lists its product as uncharacterized. NCBI's taxonomy places the organism in Eukaryota, Metazoa, Chordata, Actinopteri, Centrarchiformes, Centrarchidae. The transcript is spliced from 10 exons. Gene Ontology annotation, cellular component: nucleus. The record is from RefSeq and is a predicted model, not a curated record. The coding region runs from base 192 to 3425 and encodes 1077 amino acids. Gene Ontology annotation, molecular function: DNA-binding transcription factor activity, RNA polymerase II-specific; RNA polymerase II cis-regulatory region sequence-specific DNA binding. Gene Ontology annotation, biological process: regulation of transcription by RNA polymerase II.
CUGCAUGCAACCAAAGCCCGCUGCAACGUGAUUGGUCAAUACUCCCCGGACUACAGGCGGAAACCGGAACCUUCCUCUCCUGCAGACCCUGCAUCCAUGUGCAGAUGGUAGAAAACAGACGGAGGAGAAGAAAGAAGAUGAGAUGAGUUUGAAGUGUUUGCUGGCUAACCGAGAAGCCAACAUUUUGACAAAUGGAGGAUCGUACGUGUUAUUUAGCAGAAGAAAAAGCGACGGAGCGAAAAGAGGAAGAAGUGAAACUAAAUGUGGACAGACGACGGCAGAAAACAAUGAUCAACAUCGGUGCGGCCUUCCCCAAAUGGAAAUCUCUGAUGAGGGACAAAUGUUUUCAGAGUGACGCCGAAGUUGCCUGUUUUCUGCUGCACAGAAUUGAUUGGACAGAUGAAGGCUCCUCUUACUUUCAUGAAAAAGAUGAUGGAGAUAAAGAUGACAGCUCUGAUGAAGAGGAUCUUCCACCCAUUUGUAUACGAAUGGGUGGAGCAUUAAAGAAAGCACCAUCGAUCGAUCGACUUCCAGUUAUUGGAACGGGCGAGGCAGCGCAUGACCAGCCUGCACGUGAAGACCCUCCUGAUGAGGCUUCUCCCUGUGAUCAGGACCCUGUUUUCCCAUCCCCACAGCAGGUCCUUUGUGAAGAUGACAUCGUUGGUGCCAGAGCUUCAAUAGUAUACGAGGACUGCUUGAGACAGCUGGCUACAUUUCUGAUCCUGCCUGUGAAAAAAUGUACAGGCCUUUUAAAGACUGGUGUGGUGUGUGACUGUGUUGCCCCCUUUGAGAUCAACAUCACUUCCAAGGGCACAGCAACGAGUGUCGAAUGGAUCUGUCCCAAUGGACACAGCUUGUGGAGGUGGAAUUCCCAGCCUGUAAUGAAGUGUGGGACGCAAGCUGGAGAUUUUCUCUUGUCCACCAACAUUUUGUUGUCUGGCAACGACUAUGCGAAGGUCGCCCUCUUGUUCAAGUUCAUGAACAUGGGGAUGGUGAAGAAGAACACCUUUGUGUCCAUUCAGGACGCUUACUGUGUGGACACAGUGAAGAGCUUCUGGGAAGAGAGGAGGACUGAGGCCCUCAGUGGCCUUCAGGGGAAAGAUGUUGUGGUCCUAGCAGAUGGCAGAAAUGACUCUCCAGGCCAUCGUGCACAUUACUGCAGCUACGCCGCCAUGGAGAAUGACACCAAGGAGAUCAUUCAUGUUGCCACCAUCAACAGCAACUCUGUCGUCAUGGAGAAGGAGGGUUUUAUCGAGACUGUAGACAGGCUUACAUCAGAGAUAAAGCAAGAGGAGAACUGCACAGAUGCUAAUGCCCAGAUCACAGCCCUUAUGAACCCAGAUGAAGGCAGAUACAAGGAUCUUGGAAUUCAUCACAGUCUGGACAUGUGGCAUGGUGCCAAGAACCUGGUCAAAAGAAUAGCAGCUGCACAUCGGAUUGACAUCAUUCACCAUAUCUGUGAUGUUCACACCUGGACUAAUGGAAGGUGUCAGCAUGGGCACCUGGAAGAAACACGUGGAAAGCCGUGGAUCCAGAAAGACUCCAGGUGCCACAAAGCUUUAGUGGACAUAAUUCUCAAUAAGCGUUGGCUGAAGGAUGUGCAUAAAUACCUGCGCUUCAGAUCAGCUGCAGACCUAGAGGCUUUCCAGAAUCAUAUAUUGAUGUAUGCCAGCAAGCACUUCACUUUCACUUCCCCAGUUUAUGAGGCAAGAGUUCUGCUUGCUGCUCUGGACUAUAACUUCCACCAGAACCGACCAACAUUAAAAACAGCAGAAGGCAAAGAGAUUUUCAGAAGGGUGUACAACAUAAACAGCAGAAGACACAGGUUAUACGCCCUGAAAUCUGAAAAAACCUACACAAACAUCUCUGAUCUGCAAGCAAGGAUUGUAAAGAGGAGAAUCAGAAGUGGUGUGGGGAUGCCUAGAAGGAAGACGGUGUUGCCUGCAGAUGUCCAGCAGCUGUUGGUGAUUAAAGAAGAGGUUCCCUCUGAGUGGAGCCCCAGUCUGGACCAGAAGGAUCCAGAGCCCCUACACAUAAAAGAAGAACAGGAGGAACUCUGGAUCAGUCAGGAGGGAGAGCAGCUUAAUGGACUGGAGGAGGCUGAUAUCACCAGGUUCCCAUUCACUGCUGUUACUGUGAAGAGUGAAGAUGAGGAAGAGAAACCUCAGUCUCCACAGCUUCAUCGAAGCCAAACUGAGGACAACAGAGAGGCAGAGCCUUCAGCCAGCAGCUCAGCUACGCAGAUAAAAACAGAAACUGAUGGAGGAUCAGAACCUGCUGGGAACCUUGAUCCAGAUAGUCAUUUACAACCAGAUACUGAUGAAAAAGCUUCAGACACUGAAGUCAGUGAAAAUGACUGGCAAGAACCUUUGUCAGAUUCUGAAGCUGAAAGUGAAGACGGUGACAAUGGUUGGAAGAAGACCAGAGCACCUGAGUCAGGUGUAAAUGCUCUGAAAUAUAAGGAAGCUCCUGUAAGUGAUGCAGGAUGUAAUGCUGGGAAAGAAUCUUUUAGUUGCCCUGAAUGUGGUAAACAAUAUCACUAUAAGGGGUCUCUUCAGAGACACAUGGUGUGUCAUUCAGGAAAAAGGUCCUCCAGUCGUCUGGUUAAUAAGAAAUGUUUCAGAGUGAAGGAAAAUGUAGAUUCACAGAUGAGAGUCCACACAGGAGAGAAACCAUUUGGCUGUGAUGUUUGUGGUAAAAGAUUUAUCCAGCAGACAGAUCUUAUUAGACACAUCAGUGUCCACACAGGGGAGAAAAGAUUUGGUUGUGAUGUUUGUAGUAAAAGGUUUAACCAGCAGGUGCAUCUUAAGGAACACAUGAGAGUUCAUACAGGAGAGAAACUAUUUGGCUGUGAUGUUUGUGGGAUGAGAUUUAAUAUCCAGGGAAGUCUUAAGAGACACAUGAGAGUUCACACAGGAGAGAAACCAUUUGGCUGUGAUGUUUGUGGGAUGAGAUUUUCACAAAAGGAAACUCUUAAGAAACACAUGAGAAUGCACACAGGAGAGAAACCAUUUGGCUGUGAUGUCUGUGGUAAAAGAUUUAUCCAGCAGCCACAUCUUAAUAAACACAUGAGAGUGCACACAGGAGAGAGACCAUUUGGCUGUGAUGUUUGUGGGAGGAAAUUUACAGAACAGGGACAUCUGAAAAUACACAUGAGACUUCACACAGGAGAGAAACCAUUUUGCUGUGAUGUUUGUGGGAAGAGAUUUAACCAGCACAUACAUCUUAAGAAACACAUGAGUGUCCACACAGGAGAGAAACCAUUUGGCUGUGAUAUUUGUGGGAAUAAAUUUACAGAACAAAGUUAUCUUAAGAUACACAUCAGAGUCCACACAGGAGAGAAACCAUUUAUCUGUGAGAUUUGUGGGAAAAGAUUUAUAGACCAGGGAUAUCGGAAGAAACACAUGCGAGUCCACACUGGAUAGAAAUUGUUCGCUAAGCACAUUGCUAAGAACCACAGCAGUUUGCAUUGUCUUUUAGUUUUUUUUUCUUGGAUUUAGUCUUUCUCUUCUGUAUAUUAUAAAAUAUAUAUAAAAACUAUUCUGGUUAAAACAAAGUUUUUCCAAAUGUUCCCUUUACCAAAGUUGUUUGUAAAGGAGAGGGAAGGUAUCAAAUGUAUUCCAAACAUCUGAUAAUCUUUAUGAUAGUAACAUCAGUGGUAGCAUACUGUAGGUCUGUGAUGAGGGAAACACAAAAGAAACCAAAGACACUGCACGUCAGGGUAAAGAUUUGUCUUGAAAUUACGGAUUUUGUUUAAAAUCUAAUCAAUAUAUUCAACCUAAGGGAUCCAGUCAUCUCAAACACUGGAGUGCAUAGCAGUGUACUACGUGGAAGGGGACACCUUUAAAUUGCACUUUCUGACUCUGAUUUUGACCUUUUUAAACAGAAACUGUGAUUUUA